UGAGGUCUCGGAGAGAGAGACCAUCAGAAUAUGCAAUUCGACGAAGAAUGGAGCAAAGCCGAUCCAAUUGUACAUGCACUUCUGCAUCAGAAAUCAGUAACUCCGGCUGCAUGGCAAGAUCUCUUUUAUCACGUGUAUAAAAUCACAUCUUGGGUAGAUGACGGGCCUUUGAAAAUUCGCGAUAUUCUCACUCGAUGUAUCAAUGAUUAUGUUCAUGAAGCAAAUAAAAGGAUAAGAAGCUUGCAAACAGAUGGAAGUCUUCUAAUUGGUUACAUCAAAGAAUGGAAUCGGUUUUAUCAGCAAGCUAACAUUCUUCCACUUCCAUUCAAGAAAAUCGAUGAAAGUUCGAGACGCCGAAGUGUUCCUGAAACUCCGGAAGAAUCUAUUCGUACCGUGAUGCUCGAAAAAUGGAACGAAAUUAUUUUCAUGAAUAUUUCUGAGCAACUACUGGUUGAAGCUCUUCGUUUAGUGAAAGAAGAACGUGAUGGAAAUAUAAUCGACGCACAAAAUGUUAUCGGUAUCCGAGAAAGCUUUGUGGCACUGAACGAUCGAGCAGGGGAAGAUCCACUUUUAGUCUACCGACAAUCAUUUGAGAGACAGUUUAUCGAACAGACCACGGAAUAUUACAAAAAAAUAUGCGGAAAUCUUCUCAACGAACUCGGUGUUCUCGAAUAUAUGGUUUAUGCAGAUAAGAAAUUGGAAGAAGAGCAGCAACGAGCCAAAAGAUAUUUGGAAAUGAAUUCACCAACGUCUGGGAAACACAUGGAAAAAGCAGUAAUUGCACUUGUUGAGUCGUUUGAAGAUACGAUUUUAGCAGAAUGCUCAAAACUAAUUGCCAGUAAAGAUGUCGAGCGUCUCCAACGUCUGUAUCGCUUGAUUCGUAGAACUCGAAGCGGAAUUGAUACAGUUCUCAAGUGUAUUGACACUCAUAUACGAACUGAAGGGUUGAAUGACAUGAGAAACAAUGCUGAGAACCUUUCUACGGAUCCUGAAAGAUAUGUCCAACAGCUCCUUCUUAUGUUCGAUAAGUUUUCUUCCCUGGUUCGAGAAGGAUUCUGUGACGAUGCCCGCCUUUUGACCGCUCGCGACAAAGCAUUUCGGGCUGUUGUGAAUGAUUCGUCAAUAUUCAAAACUGAAAUGAUGAAUAAGAAAGGUCGUACCUUAUCGGUGGAAUCAAAAUGCGCUGAACUACUAGCCAAUUAUUGUGAUCUUUUGCUAAGAAAAACACAAUUGAGCAAAAAACUGACAUCAGAAGAGAUUGAUGAAAAACUCAAUCAAGUGCUUCUCGUACUCAAAUAUGUUGAAAACAAAGAUGUUUUCAUGCGUUUUCACCGAGCCCAUCUUUCACGUCGUUUAAUUUUGGAAAUGAGUGCUGAUCAGGAAAAAGAAGAGAUGAUGGUGACAAAACUUCGAGAAUGCGGAAUGCCAUCCGAUGCAGUUAAUAAAUUAUCCAGAAUGUUACAAGAUAUCGAGCUGAAUAAGGACAUGAACUCUUCUUUCAAAAAGGCGCUAACUGGAACAAAUAACAACAAAUCAAUUGCAGAUUCUAUCAAUAUGAAAGUCUUAAAUGGAGGUGCUUGGGGUCGCGGUGGGUCUGAAAGAAUUCGAUUCUCUCUGCCUCGUGAAUUAGAGGACUUUGUCCCCGAGAUGGAAGCGUUUUACAAAAAGCAACAUAAUGGUAGAAAGCUAUGCUGGAUGCAUCACUGGAGCAGUGGAACUAUGGUCUUCGGAACUGCAAAUGGCGGCAGAUUCGAUCUUGAAUGCACAACGUUCCAGAUGGCAGUUCUAUUUUGUUUCAAUGAUAGAGCUCAUGAUAAAAUAUCAUUGGAAACUCUACGGCUUGCUACUGAAUUACCGGAUGCUGAACUGAAUCGCACACUUCUGUCACUGGUUGCAUAUCCAAAGAUGAGAUACCAAAUUCUUCUUUGCGACGUUCCUUCGACAACCGUCACAGCCAGAGAUUUCACUGAUUCUACAAAAUUCCUUAUUAAUCAUGACUUCAAUGUUGUGAAAAAUGGAAAGUCACAGCAACGUGGAAAAGUUAAUUUGAUAGGAAGACUUCAGUUGUCAUUGGAAGCCAACGCUGAGAAGGAACACGAGAGCAUCGUAGCAUUGCGGGAGCUCCGCGUUCAAGAAGGAAUUGUGAAGAUUUUGAAAACUAGAAAAACUUACACAUUGGCUCAGCUCACAAUGGAGUUGGUCGAAAUUUUGAAACCAUUGUUUAUUCCCAAUAGGAAAAUCAUCAAAGAACAAAUUGAUUGGCUUAUUGAAAACAAAUAUAUGGAACGCCGUGCGGAUGACAUCAACACUUUCGUUUAUAUCUCCUGAUUUUUUUCCUGUAUUUUCCUUUUUAACUAUAUGUUAUAGUAUCAGUCUCACUUUCCGAUCUAGUCAAUUCGCAUUGGCCUCUAACCACCAUAGUUUUUCACCAUUUUUCUGUAUUAUAAUUUGUCAUUUUGCAUCUUCGAUUUGGUAUGGGUCUUAAUUUCUCGGCUUAUUCUCAAAAUAAUUGUAUUGUUAUCAAAUGUUCAUGUCUUACGCGUUCUCUUUUCAAACAUGGUGGCGGUGAAUGAAUUUAUUUUUUACUCG
Molecule: messenger RNA, 2589 nt
Organism: Caenorhabditis elegans
Lineage: Eukaryota; Metazoa; Nematoda; Chromadorea; Rhabditida; Rhabditidae
Gene: cul-5
Product: Cullin-5
Exons: 15
Coding region: 31-2328 (765 amino acids)
Biological process (GO): protein ubiquitination; ubiquitin-dependent protein catabolic process
Cellular component (GO): cullin-RING ubiquitin ligase complex
Molecular function (GO): ubiquitin protein ligase binding
Source: RefSeq, marked reviewed